AUGGAAAGAGGGCUCUGGAAACUGAACUGCUCCCUUUUAGAAGAUGAUAGAGUAGUUCGUCAGUACAGGGAGCUGUUCAACCAGUGGCAGAUGCUACAGGACUUCUUUGACAUACGAGAGCAGUGGUGGGAAAUGGUGAAGGAUGAGACCAUCACACAGUCUAGUGAUGCCAAGCCAAAGGAGGUCAAUAAGUAUAACCAGCUAGAGCUGAAGGGUCUGUAUUCUAUCGCCCCUCUGGUGCGGUCCGUGGAGGAGACCCCAGAGCCCAUCUCCACAGAGGUGCUUGGGACCAUCCCUCCCUGGAUCCAAAGCAGCCUCCUCCGCAACGGCCCAGGGAAGUUUGAGUUCGGAAACCAACACUACAACCACUGGUUUGAUGGGAUGGCCAUGCUGCACCAGUUUAAGAUUGAGGAUGGCAAGGUGACCUAUUAUAGGAGUCGCUUCCUGCAGAGUGAUGCCUAUAAGAAGAACAGCGCGAGGGACCUCAUCAUGGUGUCAGAGUUUGGCACGGUGGCCAUGCCCGACCCCUGCAAGAACUUCUUCCUGCGUUUCCUCUCUCGCUUUGAAAUGCCAGAGGCAACAGACAAUGCCAGUGUUAGCUUUGUAAAGUACAAGGGAGACUGCUUUGUCACCACUGAGACCAACUACAUGUACAGGGUGGGCCCAGAGAGCCUGGAGACACGGGAUAAGGUACAGUAA
This is a messenger RNA of Oncorhynchus kisutch (coho salmon), 699 nucleotides long. Its product is annotated as beta,beta-carotene 9',10'-oxygenase-like. Gene Ontology annotation, biological process: retinal metabolic process; carotene catabolic process. Lineage: Eukaryota; Metazoa; Chordata; Actinopteri; Salmoniformes; Salmonidae. The transcript is spliced from 4 exons. The record is from RefSeq and is a predicted model, not a curated record. Gene Ontology annotation, molecular function: carotenoid dioxygenase activity; beta-carotene 15,15'-dioxygenase activity. The coding region runs from base 1 to 699 and encodes 232 amino acids. Gene Ontology annotation, cellular component: mitochondrion.